Molecule: messenger RNA, 747 nt
Organism: Acaulospora morrowiae
Lineage: Eukaryota; Fungi; Glomeromycota; Glomeromycetes; Diversisporales; Acaulosporaceae
Source: the annotation of a GenBank genome assembly
AUGUCAGCAGUGAGCGAUAAGAUUAAGACUUUCAUUCAGGAUGGUACGCGAGAUAUCAAGAAGGCGGCCACGGACCUUGGCACGGAUAUCCAUUCGCCUUUACCUGCAGACUUAGUUUCAGAAGUUACAAAAGCUACAAAUAUCUUGCACUUGUUUACAGACUCCGGAAAAAAUGAGGGUGCCUUGGAUCAAGUAAUUCCAAAGGAUGUCUUUAACAAAGCCUUGGGUUUGGCCAUCUUUACCGUAAUUAAAGCUGGAUUCUUUUGGUCCGGACGCGUUGGGUCUGGCUUAGUCGUCGCCAAACUCGAUGACGGAACUUGGUCUCCACCGUCAUGCAUUAACAUCGGGGGUGUAGGAUUUGGUCCACAGAUAGGUGCCGAUGUUACAGAUUUCAUAAUUAUUCUAAAUACAAAAGAAGCAGUCAAAGCUUUCUGUCACGGUGAAAACCUAACAUUGGGUGGAAGCUUAUCUGUAACUGCUGGACCUGUCGCUAUUGGAGGAGAAGUUUCGGGAAGUGUUUAUGAAGCAGCUGCCCUCUACUCUUACAGUAAAUCAAAGGGUCUCUUUGCUGGUGUGUCACUCGAAGGCACCAUCAUUAUUGAACGCAAAGAUGCCAACAAAUUGUUUUACGGAAAUCCAGUCUCGGCCGAGGAUAUUUUGAGUGGCAAAGUGGAAAGACCACAAGGUUCUAUUGAUUCGUUAUAUGAAGCAAUCAAAGCCGCAGAACACAGAGAACAGAAAGAGUAG